CCUCGCCUAGACUUUUAGGCUAAUCGUUCUUCGCAGUGCCUACCACGAUGCUACCAUCACACACUAAGCAUUCACUUCACCGACCAUGAGUCAAUCGCUCUCUACUCCCUCUCCCGAGUCCACAAAUGACCUGAUUGCGAUCACAGCAGGCCCAUAUCGCUUCCUCGCUCGUCUUCUGCAAAAGGAAGCGCCUCAGACGACGGCUCUCUUCCGCUCUCUUCUUCCAUACAAGCAGAAGCUCAUCCACGUGCGGUGGAGUGGGGAAGGCUUGUGGGUGCCUCUAGGAGACACGGACUUCAAAGUACCUUUCGAAAAUCACACUUGCCACCCCAGCCAAGGUGACUUCCUUUUGUAUCCGGGAGGAAUCUCAGAGACUGAGUUCCUCUUGGCGUAUGGUGGGGUCUCCUUCGCCAGCAAGAUGGGUCCACUAGCCGGCAGCCAUUUCAUGAAGAUCGUGGCUGGCACCGAGAACUUGCCUGCUUUGGGCAAGCUAGUUCUGUGGGAGGGAGCUCAAACGGUAGCAUUUGAUUGGGCAACCGAGCAAACCCUGAAGGAGUUCGCGGGUAUCACAAAAGCACACCUAUGAUUACUAAGCUCUCGGACUCAUUCAGACGGCCAUGCCGAUCUUGACUGCCCUCCGAUGUCGUUCCGCAUCUCUCCGGUCCCUGUCAUCAUUUCAUCCCAUACUUGCCCGAGCCACUGUAGGUCGGAGCCAUCGAGCAAUUCUUGUAGCGAUUGUACUGCUGCCGUGUCGGUGUCCACCCCAUGGCUGUGUGACGAGUGGUUGUUGUUCUCUUGUACAGGCGCCGAGGCUGAUUGGGCCAAACUCAUCACGGAAUUGAUGACACUGUGAACCACGAUGCGGAGCUCGUGUGCAGGAUGCGGGCCGGGAGCCAAAGUACAUACUGUAUCGUAUAUCUGGCCAGCCAGAGUAGUCAACUCGCUAAAA
Microstroma glucosiphilum is the source of this 949-nucleotide messenger RNA. RefSeq lists its product as hypothetical. Lineage: Eukaryota; Fungi; Basidiomycota; Exobasidiomycetes; Microstromatales; Microstromataceae. Bases 86 to 586 code for a protein of 166 amino acids. The transcript has 2 exons. The record is from RefSeq and is a predicted model, not a curated record.